This is a messenger RNA of Contarinia nasturtii (swede midge), 822 nucleotides long. RefSeq names its product casein kinase 1-like protein 6. The record is from RefSeq and is a predicted model, not a curated record. Gene Ontology annotation, cellular component: cytoplasm; nucleus. The transcript has 2 exons. Gene Ontology annotation, biological process: endocytosis; peptidyl-serine phosphorylation; signal transduction. Bases 1 to 822 code for a protein of 273 amino acids. Gene Ontology annotation, molecular function: protein serine/threonine kinase activity; ATP binding. Lineage: Eukaryota; Metazoa; Arthropoda; Insecta; Diptera; Cecidomyiidae.
AUGGCCAAAAAAUUAUUUAAUAUCGAUGGUGAAAUUUUCGAAGGCAUGGAAGUUUUGGGAGCUGGCGGAUUUGGCAUAGUGAUCCGGGCAAAGUGGUUAUCAAAAAAUGAAAAAGAAGUUGCCAUCAAAUUUGAACGCAAACGAAACCGUCAAUCUGUUUGUGGAAUUGAAACAGAAAAAGAGGUUUAUGAAGUCCUAAAACAUACGGACAUUUUAUGUGUCCCUUCAGCUUACAUGUUUGCCGAGGACACAAAUUUUCGAUACAUGGUCUUAAGCCUACUUGGACCGACUUUGAAGAAAAUCUGGCUAGAUGAUUCCAAAAUGAACGUCGUUGACAUUGCGCUCAAACUGAUUGAUGCCAUUGAAAUCUUUCAUUCAACUGGUUAUGUUCAUUGUGACAUAAAACCCGAGAAUAUCGCCAUGGCCAUGACAUCUGAUCAGUUGAUUUUAUUCGAUUUUGGCGUAUCCAAGUAUUUGGGGAAAGAGCAGUCGAAAAAUGUGGUACCAGCUGGCUCCGCACUAUUUAUGAGCACUAAUAUGCUCAAAGGACAACUAACAUACGCAAAUGACCUGAAAUCAAUUGCUUAUUCGUUGGUGCUAUUACAAGGCAAACAAUUGCCGUGGUCGGAUUUGGUGUCAAAUCGCAACAAAAUGAACGAGCGCGAUUUCUUGGAAAAAUUACUCAAUUUGAAAGAGAAGACAAACGACGAGAUCCAUAAAGGGAUCGAGCCACCAUUGCGUAAAUUCAUCAAACAAAUAAUGCAAUUGAAAAAUGACGUGAAUUACACAAGCCUACGAAAAAUGCUGGAUUCAGCUCAAUAA